This is a messenger RNA of Dioscorea cayenensis subsp. rotundata (Guinea yam), 579 nucleotides long. Its product is annotated as transmembrane emp24 domain-containing protein p24delta3-like. Bases 1 to 579 code for a protein of 192 amino acids. Lineage: Eukaryota; Viridiplantae; Streptophyta; Magnoliopsida; Dioscoreales; Dioscoreaceae. The record is from RefSeq and is a predicted model, not a curated record. Gene Ontology annotation, cellular component: Golgi apparatus; endoplasmic reticulum; endoplasmic reticulum-Golgi intermediate compartment. The transcript is spliced from 5 exons. Gene Ontology annotation, biological process: endoplasmic reticulum to Golgi vesicle-mediated transport; Golgi organization; intracellular protein transport.
AUGUUUCUGGGGACUGAAGCUGUCUGGCUGAAUGUUCCGGCCGGAGAGACGAAGUGUAUCUCUGAGGAGAUCCAGGCUGACAACAUUGUUCUCGGUGAGUACUCAGUUGUCGUCGUUCAUGACAAUGGGCAACUUCAUCAUGGAUUGCCUAUUAUCUCCGCCAAGGUAACAACACCAUAUGGGACCAUAAUUCAUCAGAAAAGCAAUGCCACAGAAGGUGAGUUUGCAUUCACAACCUCUGAUUCAGGCAACUACCAGGCAUGUUUCUCUGUCGAUCCGUCGAAAGAUGGCAGCAGCGCAAACAUUAAUCUUAACUGGAAGAUCGGCAUUGCGGCUAGAGACUGGGCAUCUGUUGCUAGAAAAGAAAAGAUCGAGGGUGUGGAAUUGGAGCUAAGGAAGCUAGAGAUGGUUGUGAAGGCAAUGCAUGAGAAAUUGUUGCUCCUCAAGGACAAGGAAGCAAAUAUGAGGGAUAUGAGUGAGAAAACAAACAGUAGAGUGGUUUGGUUUAGCAUGAUGUCUCUUGGUGUUUGCAUUCUGGCUUCUGCUGUGCAGUUGUCCCACUUAAAGGGUCUACUUUAG